CGGUCGGAAACUGAGGGAAAUAUUUGUGGACAAUCUCUGACAAAUACCGGGAUAAAUCCUGAGAAAAAAGGAGAACAUUUAUACAGUGCCAACCUUCAUAGCAUACUGAUGAAGAGAUACAUAUCAAGAAGACACGACCAACACUGAACACUGAUUCUUUCAAGGAAUUUCCACCUGCAUAGGGUUUAACCUACAGCAUGAAGAAACAAGCAAAGACGCCCGCGUCUUCUGGUAAACCACCUCCUUCAAGCAGUAGCCAAUCAAAAGCCCCAUUGGAAAAAACUAACCCUGACCCUACAAAUGGUCACAAGAGGGCGCCAUCUGUUGAGAAACAAGUAUCUCCUAUUGGAUCGAAAUUAUCGAAAAAUCUAAGCAAGAGUCAUGACAAUUUAGCGAGUACUUUACGUCGAAAAGCAAACAUUGCAUCGUUGAUGCAAACUCGACCUACGUCAAGUCUUGGGAUACAACCUGAGAAAGAUCUCCGUGGAAACAAGGAAAAUCUGCAGUAUAAAUCAACACCAAGAAAAAUGCAACGAAAUGGUGCUCCAAUACGUAAGGCAUCUAGUACGCAAAAUAUGGAUAAAGUAGGUACGCCAGCAAGUGAGAAAACUCCAGUGUCGAUACGAAAAGCUUCUAGUACUCAGAAUAUGACCAAGAAAGGGUCAACGCGGCAGAGAUCUUCUGCGCCCGCUAAUGUUAUGGCUUAUAAUGCUGAACUUUUAGCCAGUUUUGAAAAAGAAAAAAUGGCUCUAGAGCGACGCAUCUCUGAACUUAUCCAGAUUGCAGAAACUAGGAAGGCAGAUACUGAAAAAUUGAAAUAUGAAGUAAAAAAUCUUCGCGAGCAAGUCCCAUCUAAGGAUAAAGUUGAAGAGAUUGAGAUGACAAAAUCUGAAAAUAAACAACUAAAAGAUCGUCUGCUUGAACUAGGAAUAAAAAUCGAGCAGACAGAUGCCGAAAAAUUAUCUCAAUUGAAUAAAAAUAAAUCAGACGAUACUGACAAUGCUGAUGAUUCAGGCGAUCAUCGUAGAUCUGAUUCAAUCGAGAAAUCCAACACUGGAACAGGGGAUUCGAUCGAUGAUCUCGAUAGAUGUACAAUUGGUACUCCCGAUCAUCCCUCGUCUAUUUCGCUGGAUAAUUCUAACUGGGAUAAACAAAGUAAUAAAAGUAGUGAAGCUACGAGUGAGAUAUCGGUUGCGUGUUUGCACGAUCGGAUUUUACAAAUGGAGGAGACGCAUUAUAGCACGAGCGAGGAGCUUCAAGCGACAAUACAAGAAUUAACCGAACUACAAGAUACUGUUAACUGCCUCCAAAAUGAGAAUGAUAAACUGGCAGAUGAGAGAGCCGUACUUUUAGAAUCAUUAUGCUCACAGACUGAAAAACUUGAAAAUGGGCGAAUGCAAAUUGAGCAUUUGAAAAAUCUCCUUUGGGGUGGGAGCGAUACCACCUGUUCCCCUGGGAAUUUAUCCGAGAGAGAACUCCAGCUUAUUGAGUUGAUUAAAAGUGCACAAAUUGAGCGUGAUGAGUUAUUUCUCAAACAGGAUGAAUUGAGUAGUGCGUUGCAUCAUUACGAAAGAGACAACAACGAAAUGCAAGAUGCAGUCACCGCACUGCGCGAUAAAGUCCUCAUUCUUGAAUCUAAAAAUGAAAGCAUCUCCGCAGAUAAGAAAGUACUCGACAAACAAUUAUUGGAAUAUAAAGAAACAAUUGCCAACGAUCAAGUUGAGAUUCAACGCUAUAAGACUCUUUUGGAAAAUGAGAGGUCAAAGGUCGUUGAAUUAGAGCAAUAUCGUAAUGCGACUGAUAAAUCUGAGUUAGAGGAGUUACUUGAUAGUGCCAGAGAGGAGAAAGACAGGGCAGAAGAGAAGCUAGCUGAUGUACAAGAGAGUCUUGGCCACAGUCAAUGUGAGGUAGACAAACUAAGGGAAGAGCUAUCUGUACUCGAACAUGAACUCAACGUCAUCAAAAACAACGCAAAAACCGAAAAGAGUGAUUUCCGAUACAAACUAGAAAAGAUGAGAGAAGAUAGGAGUGAACAACAGAAUGAGAUGGAUGCAUUACGUGAACACAUUGACCAAUUAGAACAGGACUGUGAUGGCUACUUAGAAGAGAAGAAAUCCUACAAUACAUCUGUGCAUAAACUAGAAUCAGAACUGAAGCUUUAUAAACAGAAGCAUCGGGACCUUGAACAGGAGCUUAUUGAUCAAAGGAUCAAGCAUGAGGAGGAAAUAUCAGACUGGAAGCAAUUCCAAAAUGACCUGCAGACAGCUGUUGUGAUUGCCAAUGACAUUAAGACAGAAACUCAAGAGGACAUGGAGACUCUACAGCAGGAUAAUGCUGAUCUGAGAGAGAAGGUUGAAAAGCUUUCAGCUGAGUCUAAAUCCCUAAAAGAUGAAAACGAACGUCUUAAAGCUGGCAAUAAGUUAGCUGACAAUACGGGAGCACGAGAUCGAGCAAAAACUAUCCUUGAUCGUGAACUUGCUGCAAUCAGAAGCCGUAAAUUAAGUUCCACAUCAGAUGGGAAAAAGAACGAAAAUGCGAGUGUGAAAACUUUGAUCGCAAAUCUUGAGGACAAACAGCCCUUGUCGCCCACAAUAUUGUCUUCUCGGGAAGGGUCUUCAAGGCGAAGUUCCGUCGAUAGCAACAUCAGUACAGGAAGUCUCAAAGUGCCCGAUUCUCCCUGUAGUCCAGUGGCACCCUCUACCGCAGAGCUACGUAGAAGUAGCGCACCGGGUGAUACUCAUUUGAAAUCAAAAAUUAAUAUGAGAUCUAGUACCGAUAGUAAACCUCCGAUAACACAUCGUCAUACAUACUCUGACGCUAUCUAUGAAAAGUCACCCAAAGGAAAAGCAAAGCCCGAAGAAAGUAAGCCAGUGACACCUAUUGGGAAGACUUCAAAGUCAGAAACAGAUGGAGGAACACCUAAGAAAUCACCAGCACUGACAUCUAUACUUGCAAACAAACCCCAACUUAGUUCAGUGAGACGAAAUAGCAUCAGUGAAACUGAGAAAGACCCGCUUGCAGAACUAGUCAAGAAAACUGGGGGCUCAAAGCGCAAUGCUCUCCUCAAAUGGUGCCAGAGGAAAUCUCAAUCAUAUACAAAUAUCGAUAUAACAAAUUUCUCAAGCAGUUGGAAUGAUGGACUUGGAUUCUGUGCAAUCAUACAUUCCUAUCUCCCUGAUAAAAUACCAUAUAAGGAGUUAAAUACAGAGACAAAACGGCAAAACUUCACAUUGGCGUUUAAGGCAGCUGAAAGUGUCGGGAUUCCUUCUUUAUUGCAAGUCAAUGAUAUGGUUGCUAUGGAGAGACCAGAUUGGCAAACAGUUAUGGCGUAUAUCACCAGCAUUUACAAACACUUUGAAAUUGACAGCAAAUGAUGUGUCAAGGUCAACAAUGAUGUGUCAAU
This is a messenger RNA of Owenia fusiformis, 3403 nucleotides long. The record is from the annotation of a GenBank genome assembly. Lineage: Eukaryota; Metazoa; Annelida; Polychaeta; Sabellida; Oweniidae.